Molecule: messenger RNA, 2383 nt
Organism: Austrofundulus limnaeus
Lineage: Eukaryota; Metazoa; Chordata; Actinopteri; Cyprinodontiformes; Rivulidae
Product: amphoterin-induced protein 2
Exons: 2
Coding region: 340-1872 (510 amino acids)
Cellular component (GO): plasma membrane
Molecular function (GO): protein binding
Source: RefSeq, a predicted model, not a curated record
CACACACACACACACACACACACACACAUCGAUAUGUGUCUCAUACCACCGGUGUUGGCUCCAGCCGCGGCUUCCCCACACAGAGCAGCAGAGGAUCGUCCACAAGAGGAGCCAAGUUCCCUCCAGGCUUUUAGGAUUCAUGAGGGGUCGUGUGUCCGAGGAGAGCGUCUGGAUCUGAGGGACGACUGAACACGAUGGACCUGAAGGUUGUUGUUUCUGCUUCAUAUUUUCGCAUUAAAAACAAUAAAAGAGAGCUGAUUCAUUUUGCCAAACAAGCUUAUACAACCUGGGCACUGAAAUACGUAUACCUAACAUGUGUGCACCAAGCGAGACGGUAACAUGAGAUCCCAUCCCGAGGGGGAAACCAGGAUGCACACCGUUGCGCCACGGCUUUUUGGCAAACCCAUUGUUGGUGGCAGCUGUUGCAACCCCCCUGCUGCAGCCAUGGUGCUCCUGCUUUGUCUUGGCUUCCUGCCCACUGUGGCCACUUGCCCUCCCUACUGCCUUUGUGCAAGUGAUAUCAUUUCCUGCAGCGGGCGCAAUCUGUCCACGCUGCACUUUGAUCUCCCAAGCUAUGCCACAAGGUUGGACCUGAGCCACAACGCCAUCAGUGUCCUGCGUGCUGAUUGGGUUUCGCAGCCAUUCCACCGGCUAACAACACUGGUUCUGAGCAGGAACUCGAUAAGCCAAAUCGAGGUGGCUUCCUUCACUGCGAUGCCACAUCUCCUACAUCUGGACCUCUCGUCCAACCAGCUGACAGUGCUGAACUCAUCCUUCUUUAGUGGACUGAAGGAGCUGAAGGAGCUGCUGCUAAUUGGAAACCAGAUUGUGGACAUAAAGCCGGGAGCCUUUAGUGGUCUCAGCAACCUGCAGAGGCUCUACCUGUCUGCAAACAGACUGACUGCCUUCCCCUUGGGGCUUUACGAGGAACCCAGAGGGCCUCGUAACCUGACUUUCCUAGACCUGACGUACAAUAGGCUCACCAAGGUGCCUGUCCAGAGUCUGCUGCCUCUCACCCAUUGUGCAAGAGUUUAUUUGCAGGGAAAUCCUCUGCUCUGUGACUGCACACUGCUGGCCUUGCUGGAGUAUUGGAUGUGGAAACAGUAUCGCCCUCUAGUGGACUUCAGAGCUGAAUACCAAUGUAGAGGCAAUGCAGAGGUUAAUUGUACACAUCAGGGAGUAACAAACUUUGAGACACAGAACUUUCAAGUAGACCCUGGAGAAUUGCUGAGACUACCUUGUCCCGGUUUGACUUUGCCUGUCCAGGAGGGGUUGGUGGUAUUCUGGGUUACCCCCAAAAAAGCUGUAAAUUCAUCAAUAAGUGAUUCAAGUGCCCAUGUGUCAGUUCUUCCCAAUGGUACCCUUGAGAUCCAAGAGGCAGUUAUGGAAGAUUCUGGUACAUAUGGGUGUGUGGUGUSUCGAGGGCGCUACUACAAACCCAGUGAAUCUCCAGAAGUCACAGUAGUGGUUGGAAACGUGAGUGCUUCCUCCACCACCGACUUGGCACGCCGAAGCAGCGGGGAACAUUUCAACACGGCGUUUACCACCCUCGCUUCCUGUGUGGUCAGCAUCGUGCUGGUCCUGCUCUACCUCUACCUCACCCCCUGUCGGUGUCGGGAAAGCAGAGGGGGCUCCAGAGGGUGUGGUGGACGAGCCAUCAUCCUCUGUUCGGACCCCGAAGAGGUGGAGUCGGGACAGAGGCGGUCCAUUGGAAAAAGGGUGGCUUUCUUAGAGCCUCAGGCCGGACACUCUGACAUGGCCAUCCCAAAAAUCCCUGCAAUGAACUUGGAUUUUAUUUCCAAAGAGGGAAUUCUAAAGAAUGGGAUUAGGACAGUGGGACACUCCAUCACAGAACCUGUUCACAUGGCGUAAAGGAGAAAAGUCACUUUCAUCUCCAUCCUGUAUUGUUAGUCUUAAUAAAUGUUUUUUUCUUGUCUUGUUAUGAAAAACAGUCUAUUUGAUGUGGGGUAGUAAUUCACUGGUUUUCAUACAUUUGGGUGUUUGCACUGAAAUGCAUAUCCUUUUUGUGGGCAGAAUUUAAAUUAUGUCUAGUCUCUAAGUGGUGUCUGUUUUUUAUAUUCAGAGGUUCAUAUGGAAAUUUCACUGUUAUCUCAGAGAAUUGGAUCACAGAGGUCAUUCAAACGUGGGUGGGCUUUUUAAAUUGGCCCGAGAGGGAUAUUCACACCUGAUUUGACAAGCUGUUAGAGGCACUGGUGUUUUUUUCCUACUAUAUCCAGCAUGUAUUGUGGAUAAUAUGACGGCGACCCUUGUUUUUGUUAGCCUUUUAUGUCACUAAGUACGUUGUGUUUUAUUUACAGGAUAAAAUGUUACACACAUUCUCUACAUUAUUGUUUAUUCCCUUAUAAAAUGAUGUAUUUUCUCA